AUGACCUCUACCACCACCCCGCCCGCCGAAUCCGCCCUCUUCACCCUCUCCGACAUCCCCAACAAAGGCAAAGGACUCAUCGCCAACACGACCAUUCCCCCCGGCACACUAAUUCUCUCCGAAGCACCCCUCUUCACGACCUCCUCUCUCCAAAACCCUUCAACAAUCGAAUCCGACUUGGCCAAAAUCAUCCGCUCGCUCCCCAAAGAUUCUCAAAGAGAUUUUCUAUCUCUGCAUAAUAAUUUCAAAGGCUCUCCGAAUCCUUUUAGUAACAUCGUUCGUUCCAACGGUUAUCCUUUAGGUCCCUCUUCUUCUUCUUCUUCUUCUUCUUCUUCUUCUUCUUCAUCUAGUGAAGAAGCAGGCGCAAUAUUCCUAACAAUCGCCCGAAUCAACCACUCCUGUCUCCCCAACGCCCAACACUCCUGGAACGCACCUCUGCAACGUAUGAGAAUCCACUCCAUCAAAACCCUUCAGCCAGGAGAAGAAAUCACCUUAUCGUACAUUCUCCCCUGCGGCCCAUCCUCCACCCGCAAAAAACUCCUCAAAGAGAAUUUCUGCUUCAACUGUCUCUGUCCCCUCUGUACAUCCCCAACCCCAACCCUCGCCAAAUCCGACUCCAACCUCCUGCUCGCCGCGAAGCUAGACGCGCAAAUCGGCAAUCCACGCCACGUUUAUCAAAACCCCACAUCUGCCCUGCGAGACUGUUUCCGGCUCCUCCAAAUCUACCUUAACGAAAACAUCACAGAUUUACGGGUGGCGCGAUUAUAUUAUGAUGCAUUUCAAAUUUGUGCCAUGCAUAGCGAUGGGGUGCGGGCGAGAGAAUUUGCGCAGAGGGCGAGAAGGGCGAGAGUGGUGUGUGAGGGGGAAGAGAGUGUGGAGGUGCAGAAUUUGAGGGCGUUGGAGGAGAAGCCGGAGGGGUUUGAGAAUUGGGGGGUUACGGGGAGGUGGAAGGGGGGGAAGGGGGAGGGGAAGAUGCCGGGGAGGGGAGAUGGGGAGGGGGAGGAGGAGGGGGAGAAAAAGGAGUUUGGGAGGUGGUUGUGGAGGUUGGAAUGA
Molecule: messenger RNA, 1053 nt
Organism: Sphaerulina musiva SO2202
Lineage: Eukaryota; Fungi; Ascomycota; Dothideomycetes; Mycosphaerellales; Mycosphaerellaceae
Product: SET domain-containing protein
Exons: 1
Coding region: 1-1053 (350 amino acids)
Molecular function (GO): protein binding
Source: RefSeq, a predicted model, not a curated record